Molecule: messenger RNA, 3633 nt
Organism: Phycodurus eques (leafy seadragon)
Lineage: Eukaryota; Metazoa; Chordata; Actinopteri; Syngnathiformes; Syngnathidae
Gene: lrrc14b
Product: leucine rich repeat containing 14B
Exons: 3
Coding region: 506-2068 (520 amino acids)
Biological process (GO): positive regulation of cell population proliferation; negative regulation of DNA-templated transcription; negative regulation of apoptotic process
Cellular component (GO): cytoplasm
Source: RefSeq, a predicted model, not a curated record
GUAUCGCUUACCAGCUUACCAGUAACAACGCGAACCGAUGCUGGUCGGGUGUUAAGUUUGUUGCCGCCAUCUUGUGGUGGACUGUCCGAAGCUCACAAAGUCAAAUUUUGGCACGCAAAGCAAAACACUCAAAUCGAGGGGCAGCUCGUAACUGGAAAAACUCGUAAAUUGGGGCACUCGUAAGUCAAGGCACGACCCAUUUUUUGUUUCUAUUGGGGAAAAAAAAUCCAACAUUCACUUGCGUCAUUUUACGACUUUUCAUCGGAAAGAUCCGACUUUCGGCCAAUGGGAGCGUCGUGAGAUUACGCCUGAAAAUGAGCUAAUGCGCUGUGGAAAAAGUGGGUCAGCGCUAACAGUCUGCGUGACCGGCACAGGACGAGAGACAGCUGUUCCUAUAAAUAACCUGCCGCCCCUAUCUCACCUCCCACGAGACCUCGCGCCACAUUACAACAACAACAACCCGCUCCUCACAAAAGCCAAACGACGGCCCGCCUGAGGUGAAGGCAUGAAGUCGCUGAGCUUUUUGUCGUCCGAGGCCUUCGUCCGGAGCGGCCCGAGCGCCGAAGAGAACCUGGCCGGCGUCUCUUUCCACGCGUACCCGCACCUCUUCAAGGCCUGCUACCUGCACGAGCGCCCGCAGUUGUUGCGAGCCGUGGUGCGCACGUGGCCGCUGCCCGAGCUCCACCUUGGACGUCUCCUGGGCCGCACGGCCGACUGCCCCGCCGACCUGACCUCUCGCACGUGCCGGCCAUGUCUGACGGCGCUUUUCACGGGCUUGAAGGACUUCGUGUUGUCUCCGCCGAGCACGUACGCCAAAGUCCUGCACACGGUGGACCUGACGUCCUUGAGGGACGUGGAGCGGCAGGCGUGCCCGUGCGGAGCCACCCUGGGCCGGUGGGCUCGCACCGGGCUGCUGAGCCAGCUGUGCUACGAGACGGCGGCGACCGUGGAGGGCGGCGCCAGCGUGCCCCCCUCGGCCGUGGACGUGCGCCUCAACGGCUUUGUCACGGGCCGCAACUACGAGCUGGUGACGCAGGCCUUGAUACUGGCGCGCCACUCGGCCCUCAAGCCGCGUUUCGUGACCCUCCGCGCAGAUUCGCUCGCCCUCAAGCAGCUUUUCUACGUCCUCCGACUGGCCCGGCCGGAGGCCAUGCGCAAGCUGGAGGUGGUGCACAACGUCCCGCUGCAGGCCGCUCACCUGGAGGUGCUGCUGUCCCGGGUGGACUUCCCCAGGCUGCGGUCCCUCACGCUGCCCACGGGGGCGCUAGACAUCAGGAGGUUGGGAGCGGACGACCGACAGCUGAUGGCCGUCCUCGGGAACCUGAUGGCGAAACUCACGAACCUGACCGAGCUCUCCGUGGGAUUCUCCACGCUCACGGGACAUCUGAGGAAACUACUCAGCCCCCUCCAGACGCCCCUUGAAAGCUUGGAGCUAGCCAACUGCAGCCUGAGCCGCGUGGACAUGACCUACCUGGCCAACAGCCUGCACAGCGAGUACCUGGUGCGCCUGGACUUGAGCGGCCAUCCCGUCCUGGACGACUUCGCCGUCGCCUUCCUCAAGCUGCUGGGCCGCUGCUCGGCCUCGCUGGCCGGCCUGGCUCUGGAGGAGUGCGCCUUGGAGGACGCCGACAUCUUGGCGGAGGCGCUGUCCCGCUGCCGGGCGCUGGAGGAACUCAAGCUGCUGGGCAACCCUUUGAGCGCACGGGCCCAGCGGAGGCUCGUGACGGCGUUGUCGGCAGGGUUCCCCAAGCUCGGGUACGUGGAGCUCCCAGUUCCUCGCGAAUGCUACCCGGAGGACGCCGCGUACCCGCUGGACGACACGGCCCUGCUUCGGUACGACGUGGCGCUCUUUCGGGAGGUCAGGGAGCAGCUGCUCGGGAUCCUGGCGGGAGCCGGGAGAGGGGACGUGGAGGUGUGCACGCCCCUCAUGGGCGCCUACGAUCCGGAUAUUCACGAGACCAACAAUGAGCUGGGGGUGUCCAUGUUGAAAUCCUUUAACAAAGUCAUGGGGAACUUUAUAGAGACCAUUGCAGAAGUCAACGACAGAAGGGCAAACAAAAACAACUGACCAAUCAGAUCACUUCAUCAAUUCAGUGUGUGUGUGUGUGUAUAUAUAAUGUGGAAUAUAGUGACUUGAGUUCACUUCUGACUUUAUAACUUCGGGGUAUCCUGUCUCUACGUAUCAGUAAGCUAAUUGCAUAAUAACCAAACUUGAACUUACUGUUGACAAAAAAACAAAAAACAAGGCACUUGCAAAGAAAGUCCUUGUUUUAUUUUUUUAAUGAUGGCACUUGAAACCUGGCAUUCAAAUAUAAAAAUGCAUUUUAUUCAAGAGAAAUACGUUUUCUUAAAAAUGAAAAUCAAGUGAACCCCUGCUAUUCACGAAAAUCUGGAAUUGACACACCCUGAAAAGGUUUAACUGCUUACAGAUGCCACAAGAUGGCAGCAAAGUACACUAAAGUCCAGUUAAGCUACACGAUGACGUACUUCCUUGACACCAAGAUGGCGCUAAAGCAACACUAAUAAAUAGUUUGGUGUUUCGCAAGUAACAAUAGGAUAGGUUACAAAAAUAUGCAAAUAGGGAAAAACAAUCAUUUUUGGGGGGAAUAAAUAAACCAAAAUGUAGGACCCUCACAAUAAAUACACUUGUAUUUUUUUUCCCCCAGAUAAUUUCCGUUUGAGAAAAGUCAAUCCUACAAGAUUAAAGUCCCCUUUUCGAGGAAUAAAAUUUAAAAUGUACUCGUUUAAUUAUGAUAAAUUCUUUGUGUAAGGAUAAAGCAAUGUAUCAGAUGUCUGGUUAUACUGUACUUUGGUUUUGUAAAUGACAUAGUCUUCAUACAUCAACACCAGACCUUUUCUUUUAAAACAAAAAUAGAAACUUGUCUAAGUUAAACAAAUAACAAAACUAUGACAAAUUUCAUGAUUAUCACUACUCGCAAAGUACAACUCUUAUAUUCUUUGUCUUCAGUGGCUGUAAUUCUCCUUUGUAUUUUCUAACAGUUCCUUCCGAGGUUGUGAUUUCUGUAUUUCUGUAAUAAUUUUCAUGUUAAUGAACUCAAACAGCUGGGCUUGUUUCAAAAUGUACAUUUUAAUGACUAUAUAGGCUUUCAUUUUAAAUAUACAACGGCAAGGUUAUUCAUGCAGGGAUUUAACCAGCCCAGCUCUCUCGAUCUGUCUCUCAUUCAUUUCUUCAUCCAUUCCUCUCUUUCUUUCCUCUCACGGAUCACUUCGUCAAGGUACGGCAUCAGGUAGGGCUCAUCCUAAAUGGAUGGAAAGCGGUGUCAACAAUUCACACGCAAGGACAAAACGCGCACUUCAGAAAACCUAUAUCUGCACCUCUUCGUAUUUUUUCCACUGAUCCUUGGGGAGGAUCUGGUGCUUCAUGGACAGAUCCAGAGCUCUCUUGAUGCGGAACAUGCGGUCGUUGUAGACGUUCUCCGGGAGCCUGCGCAGGGCCUCCUUCACGUCGUCGUCCUCGUGUAUCGUGUCGUCUCGCAUCAAACCUGCCACAGGCGAGUCAAAAUCGAACUUCUACUCGCGGUUUUAGGCUCAUAUUUACCUUUCCGUGCUUACCGAUCUUGUUGAAGCCGCUUAAAUUGUAGUACCAUUUGCGCACACUGGACAGAAGCCUGC